This is a messenger RNA of Amaranthus tricolor (Joseph's coat), 2642 nucleotides long. Its product is annotated as pentatricopeptide repeat-containing protein At1g77360, mitochondrial. Gene Ontology annotation, molecular function: protein binding. Bases 160 to 1605 code for a protein of 481 amino acids. NCBI's taxonomy places the organism in Eukaryota, Viridiplantae, Streptophyta, Magnoliopsida, Caryophyllales, Amaranthaceae. The record is from RefSeq and is a predicted model, not a curated record. The transcript has 4 exons.
GAUAAACCCCAUUUGCUAAAGAUUACUGGUUAUAAACCCCAAUUCUGAACUCCAUUUGAUCUCGGACACCCUCUCCAGCGCCGACUGCCUGACCACCUUAUUCCUUCCUGAGAUGCGACAAGUGAUCUUGCAGUUGUAGGUUCAGAGUGAGGAAAGGAGAUGCUUAGGGCUCACUUCCGUUGUAUGAAAUUGGCUUCAGAAUUGAGCAGCAUUUCUAGAUUAUACACAUCAGAUGCAGUAGCUAAAGAUUUAUCUGAUGAUUCAUUUAAAAAAAUUUGUAGAAUUAUGAUAUCAUGUCCUAAAGUAGGACUUGAUGUUAGGCUCGAUCAUAGUGGAGUUGGUGCCUCGCCUGAGAUAGUUGAGGAUGUUCUCAAGAGGUUUGAAAACGCAGGUAUGAUAUCUUAUCGCUUCUUUGAAUGGGCUGGCAAGCAACGUAAUUACACACAUAGUAUUUUAGCCUAUCACACAAUGAUCGGGUCUUUGGCCAAAAUAAGACAAUUUGAGAUAAUGUGGGAUCUUGUUAGCACUAUGAGGAACAAGGGGAUGCUAAGUGUUGAUACAUUUUGCAUCAUCAUGAGAAAGUAUGCUAGAAUGCAGAAGGUAGACGAGGCGCUCUAUACAUUCAAUGUUAUGGAAAAAUAUGGCAUUUCCCCAAAUCUUGCUGCUUUUAAUGGACUCUUAAGUGCUCUAUGCAAGUCUAAGAAUGUCAGGAAGGCUCAAGAGAUCUUUGAUAAAAUGAAAGAACAUUUUGUUCCUGACUCAAAAAGUUAUAGCAUAUUGCUUGAAGGUUGGGGACGGGAACCUAAUCUUCCCAAGGCAAGGGAGACUUUCAAACAAAUGGUUCAUGUAGGUUGCUAUCCUGAUAUAGUGACAUAUGGUAUAAUGAUUGAUGUCCUUUGUAAAGCUGGGAGAAUUGAUGAAGCUUUUGAGGUUCUCAGGAGCAUGGAUGCUAAUGGUUGUAGACCAACAUCUUUUAUUUACAGUAUAUUAGUUCAUACCUAUGGCAUGGAGAAUCGAAUUGAAGAUGCCAUAAAUACAUUUAUGGACAUGGCCAAAAAUAAUGUGGAGGCCGAUGUAGCUGUGUACAAUGCUCUAAUUAGUGCAUUUUGUAAAGUAAAUAAAUUCAAAAAUGUAUUUCGGGUCUUAAGAGAGAUGGAUGGUAAAGGGAUCUUACCUAAUGCGAGGACUUGCAAUAUUAUUCUGAACAGUUUGAUUGGGCAGGGACAAACUGAUGAAGCUUUGAAGGUCUUUAGAAAGAUGAUUAAAGUAUGUGAGCCUGACGCUGACACAUAUACAAUGAUGAUAAAGAUGUUCUUUGAGAAAGAUCAGUUGGAAAUGGCUUUGAAGGUGUGGAAGUACAUGAUGUCAAAAAGGUUUGUACCAAGCAUGCAUACAUAUUCUGUUCUUAUUAAUGGCUUGUGUGAGAAGGGUGAGGUGAGUGAUGCAUGUGUAUACAUGGAAGAAAUGAUUGAAAAGGGGAUUCAUCCUCCAGUUCUGACCUUCCAUAAGCUGAGGAAUUUGCUUUUAAAAGAACAGAGACAAGAUGUCCUUUUAUUUCUUCAGGAGAAGAUGAGUCUUUUAGUUAAGGAACCUUUGUGUGAUUGAGGAAAUACUAAGCCCAAACAUGUUCGCAAAGAGUGAUAUAGGUCGAGUCAGAAGCAUCUCCUGCUUAUUGCCCUUUUGAUACAGGUGGCUAUAAUGUAGAGAGAGCCACAAAGGCACGGACGCUAACACGAUUCAAUCGUAGGUUUUAUGCAUCCUAUCAACACGACCAACGCUAACUUAUUGCAAGAAUGUUGGUCGUUGGUGCCAUCCUCACAUCCUCUUUUUACAUAACAAGUUGGCGCUGUGGAGCAAGGUCAAGUAAUAUAUUUACAGUUAAAGUUCGUGGAUAUCUUCAAUUAAAGUUAACAAAUGGUAACUGGGAAGCCAUACAAAGUUUUUGGGAAAAGAAGAAACAUCACUUGCCCACGAAACAUGGUAAUCAUGACAAAAUAUUAUUAUUAUUAUUAUUAUUAUCGAUAACAAUGUUCAUACGACCAUACCAACUUAUGCCCAAGCAUUCCCAAAUGAUUGCAUGUAUUUUGUACUCAUCACAUUCUUUCAACCUCUUCCCAAGUCUGAAGAUUAGAAGGUUUGGCUUUAUUUAUGAAGAUUUUUGUUUACAUUUCAACUUUGAGAUUUUGGAACAACUUCAUGAUUGAUCACUAAAAUACGUUGAUCUAUCAUCAACAAAGUUGUGCCAAGAAAACACCCAUUUACUUGUAAAUUUCUCAUUUGAAGGUAAAAUGAUAUUAAAUAUACCUUUUAGCUAGACCUUCACGAUUGCCACCAUCCCCAAUAGUGAUAUGCACAGCGCCACACUUGUUGAUUUUUCCAUCAUAUACUCGAUCCUGUUCAUUGAUUUAGUUUGAUAAAUGCAAACAUUAUUAGAGAUGAAAAGCUUAACAUCUCAUGGUUCAUGAUCAAUGAUGAUGAUGAUGAAGUAUUGGGAUCAUGUAGCAUUUAUGUUAAAUAGCGAAGAAUAGUAUAUUAUAAUAGAACAUCACGAAAACUAGGAGAUGUGAACUUGACUUACAAAGCGCUCAUAAGCGUGCACAUGACCAGUAAAAACUACAUCAACUUUUGCAUCAUAGAGUAAU